Molecule: messenger RNA, 4099 nt
Organism: Seriola dumerili (greater amberjack)
Lineage: Eukaryota; Metazoa; Chordata; Actinopteri; Carangiformes; Carangidae
Gene: tm9sf2
Product: transmembrane 9 superfamily member 2
Exons: 17
Coding region: 181-2115 (644 amino acids)
Biological process (GO): protein localization to membrane
Cellular component (GO): membrane
Source: RefSeq, a predicted model, not a curated record
CGUGGCACUAUCUACCCGCCACAGCUGGUGUAUGAUCCCACAAUUCUUCACUUCACCAAGCGGGGCUUCCGGCUGUGACGUGUCUGCCUGCUGCAGAACCGGAUGCUGGAUGUCAGAGUGGACUGCGAAGAGGUGGAAGGUAACUGUGUGAAUCUCUAGUGAAGACUGGCCGGGGUGAACAUGGUGCUGUGGCUGCUUGGAGCUGCGCUGCUGGCUCGAGCGGCUGGCUUCUACCUCCCGGGCCUGGCGCCCGUCAGCUUCUGUGAGCCGGGGAAAGACCAAUUUCCAGAUUGCAAGUCGAUCAUUGAGCUGUUUGUGAACAGGCUGGAUUCAGUGGAGUCUGUUCUGCCCUAUGAAUAUACUGCGUUUGACUUCUGCUCUGAGAAAACAAUGAAACGUCCAUCAGAGAAUUUGGGCCAGGUUCUUUUUGGGGAGAGAAUCGAACCUUCACCAUACAAGUUUGAGUUUAAGAAACCUGCAGUGUGUCAGAAGGUGUGCACCAGAACCUACAACACCAACAACCCAUCAGACAAAGCCAAACUGGACUUCCUCAAGAAAGGCAUGUUACUCAACUACCAGCACCACUGGAUUGUGGAUAACAUGCCAGUCACCUGGUGCUAUGAUGUUGAAGAUGGACAGAAGUUCUGUAAUCCUGGUUUCCCUAUUGGCUGUUACGUCACAGAAGGAGGUCGGCCUAAAGAUGCCUGUGUGGUCAAUUCCAACUUUAAUGAAAAAGAUGCCUUUUACAUCUUUAACCAUGUGGACAUCACCAUCCAUUACCACAUUGUUGAGCAUGAGCAACUAGGAGCACGAUUGGUUGCUGCCAAGAUUGAACCCAAAAGUUAUGAAAACCCUAAUGACAGUCCUGAUUGUUCUGGAGGGCCAAAGUUCCUGAAAAGCAAACACACUGGAAUGUUUAAGAUCCCAUACACCUACUCUGUCAACUUUGUGGAAGACAAGAAUAUUCGCUGGGCAUCUAGAUGGGACUACAUCCUGGAGUCAAUGCCUCACACCAACAUCCAGUGGUUCAGCAUAAUGAACUCGUUGGUAAUUGUGUUGUUCCUGUCUGGGAUGGUAGCAAUGAUCAUGCUGAGGACUCUGCACAAAGACAUCGCCAGAUACAAUCAGAUGGACUCUGUGGAGGAUGCCCAGGAGGAGUUUGGAUGGAAGUUGGUCCACGGAGAUGUUUUCCGACCUCCCAGGAAGGGGAUGCUACUGUCGGUUUUCCUUGGCUCUGGAACUCAGAUCUUCAUUAUGACCUUUGUCACCCUUUUCUUUGCCUGUCUUGGGUUCCUCUCUCCGGCAAACCGUGGGGCUCUGAUGACAUGUGCUGUUGUUCUCUGGGUUCUUUUGGGAACCCCUGCUGGAUAUGUGGCUGCCCGCCUCUACAAAUCAUUUGGAGGAGAGAAGUGGAAGACCAAUGUUUUGCUGACAGCCUUCCUCUGUCCUGGGGUGGUGUUUGCAGAUUUCUUUGUAAUGAACCUGAUUCUGUGGGGUGAAGGGUCCUCAGCAGCCAUGCCCUUUGGGACCCUGGUAGCCAUAUUGGCUCUUUGGUUCUGUAUCUCAGUGCCACUUACCUUUAUAGGAGCAUACUUUGGCUUCAAGAAAGCAGGUAUUGAGCAUCCAGUACGGACCAAUCAGAUUCCUCGUCAAAUCCCAGAGCAGUCAUUCUACACAAAGCCUUUCCCUGGGAUCGUCAUGGGAGGAAUUCUGCCCUUUGGAUGUAUAUUCAUUCAGCUGUUCUUCAUAUUAAACUCCAUCUGGUCCCAUCAGAUGUACUACAUGUUUGGCUUCCUUUUCCUGGUCUUCAUCAUCCUGGUCAUCACCUGCUCAGAGGCCACCAUCCUGCUCUGCUACUUCCACUUGUGUGCUGAGGACUACCAUUGGCAGUGGCGCUCUUUCCUGACAAGCGGCUUCACUGCUGUCUAUUUCCUGGUCUACGCCAUUCAUUACUUCUUCUCUAAGCUGCAAAUCACUGGUCUGGCCAGCACCAUCCUGUACUUUGGAUACACCAUGAUCAUGGCUCUCAUCUUUUUCUUAUUCACUGGUACAAUCGGCUUCUUUGCCUGUUUCUGGUUUGUUACCAAGAUUUAUAGUGUGGUCAAAGUGGACUGAAGGAUCCAAAAACACAACAGACUAUUUCUGGCUGGAUGUUGCUUUGUCCCAUCAAACUUUGAAACAUUCAGCACUCAAACUGAACUUAUUCACCUCCUCGUUUGAUUUCUUCAGAGUUGACUCUGCCUCAGACAAAUGAUAGUUUGCUUUGUGUGCCUAAACUGUUUGUGUGUAAUUGUGUCUGAGCAUGUAUACACUGGGGUAUAAUUUUUUACAUACAGUAUCUAUCUGCAUAUAAUCUGAAUGAAAUGAAUCACACCUCUACAAGCCUCCUCUCCGUUUCUGACAUAGAAGUGAGCCACAACUGGACUGUCCAGUGGUUCUGUCAUGCAUUUUAGGUGCAUUUUAGUUUUUAUGGUCCCUGCACUUUGUUUGCAGAUGUAGUCAGACAAAUAAAAUUGUAGUGGUCUGCCUCUUAACAGCUAGUUACUACUAGUGGUGUUAAAAUUAAAUGUGCCCCUGGUACUAUUUUAAAUGAUAUUUUCAUGGUUUGUGUGCAACACAUCUUUGAAGGAAACUCUACUAAUCUGUAAUCUGUGUCAAAUUUUACAUUGUGUCCCAAAAUCUAUCUAUGUUCACAUUUCAACUGUCAAAAUGGGUCAGUACGCUUGUUCCAUUCCUGAGGCUCCUUCUAGUGUAGCCUACUUUCUUUAAAUUUGGUCACGAGUGCUUUGUAGUCCCGUGUCCUCAAAUGAUAGUGGAACAGUUUUAAUUUCUGUGAGCUGCUGGACUAUAACUGAUUGAUCCUCGACUAAGCAUUUGUGGAGAGGUGUAGGUUCAGCCACCCGGCCUUCAGUUCUAUGAAAACACUUUACAAAGGCUACAUCCCAGUUACAAUAUGACAGCUUCCAUUAUGCAGGUGUGUUUGGUCUGUGCUGUCAGCAAGAAAUGAUGCAAUGCUUUGUUACACAGCAGUGUGUGUUUGUUUGUCCAGACUUUGUAGGUUUCAGGUCAUUCCAAGCUUCAGACUCAUGGCAGCUGUAAUUCUUUAAGUCUGACCAAUUUCACCAGCAGGUAGCAGUUAGAUACCCAUUUAACUUUUGUUAUGGGCAGUAAACAUCAGUAUCAUGUUUGCUUAGCUUUUUACAAAGACUGCAAAAAUACACACACUAACUCAUUUCACCUGUUUCGCUCAUCAGAUAGAAAUUAAGAAACUGUAGAAUUGAUAGAAUUUAUUAAACAAGUCUCUGGAGCCAAGCAGCCUCCCUGUUCUGUAACAUUUCUCUGAGGUCACAUUUUCAAAACUCCACAGAGUUCUCUUCAACCUUCAUCUUAACAGAUAAUCUCAUCGGCGAUGCUCUAAUGCAACAACACACAGCUCAGGGUUGACUGGUACCAGAACACUGAUCUAAAACAUACUAACAUUAUGUGUCACUGUUGUUUUAAGUAGUUUUUAUUUAUUUGUGAAUUUGGUAUAAACCAAGAUUCCAUUGCAACAAAAAUAAGUGGCACUGGUUGAUUGCAUGGACAGUGUAUGUGUAACAGAAAUGAAUCAAAAAUGCUGCAACAUGCUUCAGUUGGCUUUAUUUUAUUAAACUGAAGCCUUUUCAGUAACAUAAUACAAAACCAAUGUAUAUUCAUUUUAGGAGAAAGAUGUAGAUGUAAAGUAGUACUAGUGAACACAACUUUUCAAACAUUUCAUCUAGAUUACACCUUAACUCCUUGUCCUCUCCUGCCCCCUCGGGCAUGCUGGAGCUGAUCUUUCAUAGAGGUUGCCCAUGAAUGGAAUGUAUUUUUAAUUUUUAGAUGUAGCAGAAUUUUGUCUUUUAUUUUCAGUAUUUACAGGACUUUUGUGUUAAUUUUUGAUCAUUUUUCAAAUAGCAUGUAAACAGAGUUUGGAUGGUGGCAGUUUGAGAAAACAGUUCAUGAAAUUUGAAAAAUGUUGAUUGAAUUGAGGGCAUGUUCUGUUUAACGUCCAUAUGUUGUUUGAUUAUAAAGCAGGUCUAGGUUCUAUAUUAAUACUGUGAAAGUAUCAAAGUGCGCA